Molecule: messenger RNA, 1036 nt
Organism: Toxoplasma gondii ME49
Lineage: Eukaryota; Apicomplexa; Conoidasida; Eucoccidiorida; Sarcocystidae
Exons: 1
Coding region: 1-333 (110 amino acids)
Source: RefSeq, a predicted model, not a curated record
AUGCCUGAGACGUCGUGUUGGUCGUUACUGCAGAAUCCAGGUCAGCCCUCUCCAUUUCUCGUCGUCACGUUUUUCGACGAACUGGGGACCGAGAAGAAUCUCAGUUUGGUCCAGGCUGACAUUCUCAGGGGUGAGUGUCUCUCGAAGGCAGAGGGCGGCCACUUGCUGAGUCUUCUGCUGCUCUUCUACUCGGACCCGAAUCUGUCGAGAUGGGUGUUGGAGUUCAAUCUGAAGCCUCGCGAGUUCUCCUUUGACGUUUUCCAGGAAGAACAACGUCGGUGGUUUAACUUCCCGCUGCAAACGCCUCCCCGUCUCCAGCUCUCCGGGGAGUGAGGCAGUGUUUUCAUUGCAUUUGGGGGGUCACAGGGGGUGGUCUUCGCAGGAAGCUUCCCCUGUCUCGUGGGAGAAGCCGAUCAGCCUAAACACCCACACAGUCACCUCUCCACUGACAGCUUUUCGCAUCUUGAAGCGCGCCUAAGUGUGUCUUUGAACUGCUAACUCGACCGAAGUUUACUUUCCCUCCUACAAACACUUUGUGUCCACGCCCCAAAAAGGUGACACAAACUCGGUUUCCACCUCUUAACCGACCGCACGGGAACGGGAGGUUCUGUCAGAAAUCUUCUCGUCUGUAGCGUUCCCCAGCUUUGCGCUAGAGGCACUCCAUUCGGCACGCAUUCGAGCGGUCUGAACAGAGAGCGGUCAGAACAGAGAGCGGUCAGAUCGGGGGUUGAGACAAAACGGAGAAUGAAUGCCACCUGCGUUGGUCACUGUAGAAUCGCACUUUAGCAUUUACACCGCACACUCGAGUUGGGUUCUCUCGACUUUUCUUCCAGUCUGGCUGCUACAAUGAUUAGGGCGGGCGCUUUUCGCUGAUUGCUCCACCGUUCAGUUGCGGUACUGGCCAGGCGCUCAGCGGCAGCCCGUGUUGAAAGCAGCAUGUGUGCUGUUCCUUCGACGAUCGGCGUUUGAAAAACGCGUGCCAUCAAACCGAAGCCGCCAAAGAAGAGACCUCACCGUAGUCGAACUCGAAGUGUCU